AUGGUUCUUGAAACUUUAUCAAUGGAAACAAAGCUUAGAGAAGAGGAGGAUGUUGAGGUUGAGCUUGAGCUAUGUCUUUCUCUGGGAGGUCCUUUCAAGAAAGCAGACAAAACUCAACCGAUAGAAUGUUGUCCGGACGGUAAUUCUAUCGCCGUCAGAUGCGUUAACGGCGAGGUCAAAGAGACGAGGAAGAAACGGGAAGCAAAGGAGCAGCAGAGAAGCGGAGGAGAAGGAGAGUGCAAGAAAAUCAGAACAGGAUGUAAAGAAGUUAUUAACGGCGUGGAUUUGGGUUUGGACUUUGGUGAUUUGGGUAACGGGUACGGGUCGGGUCAAUAUAAGGAGAACAGUAAAGGCGUUACAAACGGGUCACCCAUUUGCAGCACGUCCGACGUUUCCGAUCCAAGCAGCUCUCCCUGCCAAGAAGGUGGAAGCUGCGAACUUGGUGUAAAUUCUAACCAAACCAAACCGGUUAAUUCUCCGGUUAUUAACACUCUAACCAGUAAAGAGGAAACUGCGUGGAGCAUGGACGGUCCAAAUGAUGAGGUGGUAUUGGAGACGCAAGAAUAUUCCAACUCUGUAGCCAAAGAAACUGGAAAGCCUCCAAAACCUCGUCCAAACACCAACGGAGUUAAGGGCAGUUUGCUUCCGUUUGUUCAGAUGCCGUGCGUGACUAGCACCGGUAACGGACCUAACGGCAAAACUGUAAAUGGGUUUCUUUAUCGGUACUCAAAAUCAGAGAUCAGUAUAAUAUGUGUCUGUCACGGAACAUCAUUCUCGCCUGCUGAGUUCAUCAUACAUGCUGGUGGGACCAAUGUCUCGCAUCCCUUGAGACAUAUAACUGUUGUUCCGUCAACGUUUUAAAAACACUUUUGUUUUUCUGUUGUUGAUACCUUACGUUUUGUUUGUGUAUAUGUUUAAUUAGCUAAUGGUUUUCUUUGAGUUUAAAGGGACUCGUGAUCUAGUUUCUGAC
Molecule: messenger RNA, 970 nt
Organism: Eruca vesicaria subsp. sativa (arugula)
Lineage: Eukaryota; Viridiplantae; Streptophyta; Magnoliopsida; Brassicales; Brassicaceae
Source: the annotation of a GenBank genome assembly